This is a messenger RNA of Lolium rigidum, 677 nucleotides long. RefSeq lists its product as uncharacterized. The coding region runs from base 70 to 381 and encodes 103 amino acids. The record is from RefSeq and is a predicted model, not a curated record. NCBI's taxonomy places the organism in Eukaryota, Viridiplantae, Streptophyta, Magnoliopsida, Poales, Poaceae. The transcript has 2 exons.
AUCAGCUGCUUGAUACCAAGGGGAAAGAACAUCCAGUAGCACAUUUUGGUGCCUCUCCAGCCUGUGUUGAUGGGCCGCAGUGCAAUUGCAAAAUCGACUGGUCUUCUCCGGGAAGUUAAGAGCAGGCAAAGCUCUUACCUCACGAGCAGGGUGCAACCUGUUGAAGCAAGGCCAGCCUUGUCAGCAGAGACAGCAUUGUGGGUGCCAGACCCAAGGACAGGGAUCUACUACCCCAGGGGCUUUGAGUGGGUCAUGGAGGAUGUCCCAAAGAGCGCAGCAUCAUUCCAGCAGACAUACUGGCACAGGAGUGGCGACACAGAAACAGCAACCUCUCCAAUGUCGAACGACACCGCUGCUUCCUUUGAUCAUCCAUUUGUGUGAAAGCUUGAGGCUUUGCACUGGAAGAAUCACUGAUAGCUGCAGUUGUACAAGCCACUACCAGUUGGCAGGUCCAUACAUCAUAUGAUAGACCAGCUGCUCAGAUUCCCAGUGCAUAGGCACCGCACCGACCAACAGAUAGGGACCAAACUCUGAAUUUAUCAUCUCUAUUGUUAUCGGUUUCGUUGGUUCUACUAAAAUAAAAGGUGCACCUGAUUGUAAUAUUUUGCACAAUUUGAGCUAACAGUUUUAAUUUCCAUGCUUACUGGAAACAUGAUCCUACUGAUUAUGAUCUUCAU